Lactuca virosa is the source of this 402-nucleotide messenger RNA. The record is from the annotation of a GenBank genome assembly. Lineage: Eukaryota; Viridiplantae; Streptophyta; Magnoliopsida; Asterales; Asteraceae.
AUGGCAAACUGGCGUUUCAUGUUACUGGUUGUUUUAACAGCAGUAGUAGUAGAAAGUACCAUUGCCAGAGACCUUCCUAGUGACACCAACAAAGCUGCUGUCGGUCUAACUGAACAAAAGAACAUUGUCAGUUUUGGUGGACUGGGUGGCUUUUCUGGCUUUGAUAACAACGGCCAACCCAUUGGUGGUGGUGGCGCCGGAGUUGGCAUUGGCACCUCCAAUGGGAUCGGAGGUGUAGGUGCUGGUUACCAAUUUGGUGGACCUGGUGCAGCUGCUGGUGGUGUAGGAACUUUUGGAGGUCUUGCUAAUGGUUUUGCUGGCUUGCCGGCUCUAGGUGGCGGUGGAAUUGGUGGUGGUGGACCUGGUGCCGGAGAUGAUUCUGGUGCAGUUCCACUUCCUUGA